Molecule: messenger RNA, 1524 nt
Organism: Didymella exigua CBS 183.55
Lineage: Eukaryota; Fungi; Ascomycota; Dothideomycetes; Pleosporales; Didymellaceae
Product: cytochrome P450
Exons: 4
Coding region: 1-1524 (507 amino acids)
Molecular function (GO): monooxygenase activity; iron ion binding; oxidoreductase activity, acting on paired donors, with incorporation or reduction of molecular oxygen
Source: RefSeq, a predicted model, not a curated record
AUGGGAUUGUGUGGACUUGCCGCAGCACUUGCAGUGUUGUUCAUCAACGCGUUCCGCUUCAAGGUCGAUUCUCGAGAACCUCCUGUCAUCUACCCGCGGAUACCUCUCAUUGGACAUAUCAUUGGGAUUCUGACCAAAGGCGCUUUGUAUAACAAGACUCUCUCCCAAAACCUCAAGCUUCCCAUCUUCACGUUGCCCGUGCUCACAGGCCGCACGUACAUCGUCGCUGAUCCGGCGUUAUGCGCAUCCAUACAGAAAGCAUCAAGCACUAUGAGCUUCGAUCCACUCAUCGCAGAAGUCACCCCACGGUUGAUCGGUUCAAACGCCCAUACCGCAAGCAUCAUCAGAGGCCCUCCUGGAAGGAAGCUGGACAGGGCCAGCUUUGUCACGAAAUCUCACCCCGUGAUCAACACGCCAUUGAUGGCAAACAACAUCCACGAUGUAUCCAAAAAGCAACUGGACUACUUCAGCGGACUCGUCUCCAAAGUCAAUGACGGCUCCGAAUUCGAGCUGUUCCACUUCAUCCGCACGGCUGUGACUGCCGCCUCGCAGAGCAGCUUCUACGGGCCGAACAAUCCGUUCGCGAAGAAUCCACAUCUUGUGGAAGACUUUUGGGAUUGGGAAGCCGGCAAUGUAGCUUACAUGACAGGAGUGUUUUCCAGUCUGUUUGCGCGCGAAGCCGUCCGUGGUAUGAAAGCUUGCGUCAAGGGUUUCAAGGAGUGGAUUGAGACGGAGGGAUACAAGGAUGCCUACGUGCUUCUUCGGAACCGCAAUCAACUCCACACCGACGAGGGCAUUGUCAAUACCGAAGAGAAGGCCAAGCUCGAGGUGGCAUUCUCACUCGGUAUCAACGUCAACGCGUCUGGCGUCACGUUCUGGAUGGUGAACCAGAUCUUCAGCCGGCCUGAACUGUUGUCCAAGAUCCGCGAGGAGAUUCGUGCCAACGCCAUCGUAGACCAUGGAGUGCUAUCUGUAGAGCGCCUUCGCCUGUCUUGUCCGCGAUUGAACUCCGUUGCCCGCGAAACUAUGCGUCUCUACGCGCCCGCCAUCAGUGCAAGACUUGUGACUGAAGACACGCUAGUCGCCGACACUUGGUUGCUGCGCAAAGGUGCAGUCGUACAGCUGAACGGGAGUGUGAUCCACAAUGAUCCGGACAUCUGGGGACUGGACUGCGAAUCCUUCAAUCCUGACCGCUUUCUGUACAGCCUGAGCGGCUCCAAGACGAACCCCGACGGGACUGUACCAGAAGGUAGAGCUCACUUCAUACACCCUGCGGCCUUCAGGAGCUUUGGUGGCGGCACCAGCUGGUGUCCAGGACGGCACUUUGCGCAAAUGGAGGUCUUGGGCCUCGCCGCAGUUCUGGUCAUGGGCUUCGACCUGGAGCCUGUCAACGGCGCGCAAUGGAACCCGCCCGCAGAUGUGAAAAGGAUUCCGAUUUCGGUGAUGAAACCGAUGGCGCCCCUUGAUGUGAGGGUCAAUGUCAGGAGGGAAUAUCAAGGCGUCACUUGGGAGAUGAAGCCGUAA